AUCAGCUCAAGCAAUUGAUUUCCAACGUACUAAAAACCAUUCCAACAUCAAAGAAAAAAAAAUCAAAAAUGGGGUCUUGCAUUGGGAAAGUAUCCAAAAAAAUCAAAAAUGCGGUCUUGCAUUGAGAUAGUAUCCAAUAUGGCCAGUGAAUCAUAUCACCGGUGGCGGUGGUAAACGGAGUUGGUUGGGGUGGGGGAGUUUUCCUAUGAGUCUAUGACAUCUAUUUUGGCCUAGUAAUAAUCCCAAAAUAUCACACAAUUUUUAGGCAAAGCCGAAAUCUCAUGGGGCAAAAAGAGGAAAACUAGUGUUUUAAAUACAUUUUCCUAAUCUUAGAAAAACCGUUAUUUUCAUCAAUAGAUUCGGAGUAAGGUUCGGUAUUAGUGUUUUCUUCACAUUUUAGAAAAACAAAAGAAAGCGAAAAAACAAGUAAAAGGGAAAAAAAGACAGAAGAGAAACAGAGCUUUCAUAAUUACAACUUUUCUAUUUUAAAAUCUCUGUUUCUCUUUUCUAAAUUCAUUUGUAAACCCAUCUCUGUCUCUUCAUUAUAACAAACUCUGAUGAUUGUCAUAAAAAGAACAAGGUUCAACUCAUAGAAACUGGGGAAAAUAGGGUAAAAACACAGGGGAUUUCUAAUUCUUUCAAUUUUCUUUGUCUAAUUGAUAGAAUUACUCAUACAUUAGGUUGCAUUGUUGGAAAUCUCUAAUGGGUCACUAAAAUUUUCUAUUUUGGGUUUGAUUCUGUUAAAAAGUCUGAACUUUUUCAUGAAAAUUUGGUGGUAACAACUCUGUUUUCAAUUCUUGGAUUUAAUGGCAAAAGAAGUUAUUAUACCAUUCUCCGUAGCUUCUGUCGUUGAAGAUGUACUUAAGCAAAAUGGAACACGUGUUAGAAACAUCGAUAUGGUUUCAAGAAAAGCAGAAGAAUCAGCAUUGAGGAGAUAUGAAGCCGCAGCAUGGCUAAGAAAGACGGUCGGGUUCGUAUUAUCGAAAGAUUUACCAGAAGAACCAUCAGAAGAAGAAUUUAGACUUGGAUUAAGAAGUGGUAUCAUUCUUUGUAGUGCACUUAACAAAGUUGAUCCUGGAUCCGUUCCGAGGGUGGUCGAGAAACCAGCUAUUCCAGUACCUGAUGGAGGAUCUGCUCUAUCAGCGUAUCAGUACUUCGAGAAUGUACGGAAUUUCCUUGAUACUGUGCAAGAGAUUGGUAUUCCAGUGUUCGAACCAUCUGAUUUUGAACAGGGAGGAAAAUCUGGAAGGAUAGUGAAUUGUGUUUUAGCACUGAAAUCAUAUAGUGACUGGAAACAAAAUGGUGGGAAUAGUUUGUGGAAAUUUGCUGGGACUUCGAAAUCUAAUAAUACGCCGGGGAAAAUAGUCCGGAGAAAUUCAGAUCUUUUCAUGACUUCAUUAUCGAGGACUCAGUCCACGGAUGAAAAGUUAUUGGAAGAUGCUGAGAACUCAAAUGAUGAUCUUGCGGAUGAACCUGUAACUGAAAUGGUCACUAGUAAUUCUUUGAACGCCCUUGUUCGUGCUGCUUUGUGCGAUAAGAGGCCUGAAGAAGUUCCAAUGCUUGUAGAAUCCAUGCUAAGUAAGGUUAUGGAGGAGUUUGAGCGUCGCCUUAAAAGCCACAAUGCAGCGAUGGAAACAACUCUAGAUGGUUCAGUUGUACCUGAUGGUGACAAAUCGCUCCCUGAAACAACUUCUGGUGAAUUGGAGAUGAAAACACCCCCAGAGGAUGCAGCAGCAGUCGAUGACAACAACUCCGUUGUUGAGACCAUUCAUGUUGAAAACACUGACAUAGAGAAAGAUGCUGAAGAAAAUACUUCAGAGAUUGUCGAUCAAAAAAUUGCUACAGAAGCGGAAGAAGGCGACAAAGAAAGUGCCAGUGAGAUAACACAAGGCGAACAAGUAUGUACCUUAGAGGAGAUAGCGGAAGAUGAACAUAUGAAGCAAAAGCUUAUUGAUGAAGAAGAAGUAAAGCGUAGGGUGUACGAAGAAAUCAAGGAAAAGGUUAUCGCUGAAGAGAGGGAAAAGAUUAGGAAAGAGGAGGAGUUGAGGCUUAAAAAUAAAACCAGUGAACUUUUAAAGCAACAACAACUCCUCGAUCAACAAAAGCGAAAUGUUCAGGAACUAAAACAUGCACUUCAUAAUACAAAGGAGGGUAUGCAGCACAUUCAAAUAAAAUUCCGUGAAGAGUUCAAUGAUUUCGGUAAGCACUUGAAUGUUUUAACGCAUGCUGCUUCCCGAUACCAUAGAGUUUUGGAGGAGAACCGUAAGUUAUACAAUCAAGUACAAGAUCUUAAAGGAAGCAUAAGGGUUUACUGCCGAGUGAGACCCUUUUUACCUGGACAAGCAGGCCGAUCAAGUAUUGUCGAUCACAUAGAUGAGGGAAGCAUUGAAAUUAUCACCCUUUCUAAGAACGGCAAAGAAGCACGCAAAUCGUUCAUAUUCAACAAAGUUUUUGGUCCAUCGGCAACUCAAGAGGAGGUCUUUUUGGAUACUCAGCCACUGAUCCGAUCCGUUCUAGAUGGGUUUAACGUUUGCAUAUUUGCUUAUGGCCAAACCGGAUCAGGGAAAACUCACACUAUGACAGGACCUAAUGAGCUUACAGAGGAGACCCAAGGUGUGAAUUUCAGGGCGUUGAAUGACUUAUUUUAUCUGUCAGAGGAAAGGAAGGAGACAUUCCGUUACGAAGUUUCUGUACAGAUGAUGGAGAUAUAUAAUGAGCAAGUUAGAGAUCUUCUAGUCUCCGAUGGACUUAACAAAAAAUUGGAAAUUCGAAACAGUUCUCAGGGGCUUAACGUGCCGGAUGCAAACCUCGUACCAGUUACAUCAACAUCCGAUGUUAUUGAGCUGAUGAAUGCUGGGCAAAGGAACCGUGCCGUUAGCUCAACUGCCCUCAAUGACCGAAGUAGUCGCUCUCACAGCUGUCUAACCGUUCAUGUUCAAGGAAAAGACUUGACAUCUGGAAACACUCUCCGCGGGUGUAUGCAUUUGGUAGACCUGGCAGGAAGCGAGAGAGUCAACAAAUCAGAAGUAACAGGAGAUAGACUCAAGGAAGCACUUCAUAUCAACAAAUCUCUUUCUGCUCUAGGAGAUGUUAUCGCUUCUCUUGCCCAAAAGAAUGCUCAUGUUCCUUAUAGGAAUAGCAAACUUACACAGCUCCUUCAAGAUUCUCUUGGUGGACAAGCCAAGACACUCAUGUUCGUGCACAUAAGCCCUGAUCCUGAUGCUGUUCUAGAAACACUAAGCACACUCAAGUUUGCUGAGCGGGUUGCUACUGUCGAGCUUGGUGCCGCCAAAUCUAACACAGAAAGUGGAGACGUCAAAGAGCUCAAAGAGCAGAUUUCUAGGCUCAAGGCUGCCUUGGCAAGAAAAGAUGGGGCAGAAUCAGGAGGGAACUUAACACGUUCAGUAUCCUCGAGUUCAAUAUCCUCCACCCCUGAAAUACCACUUGCAACAAAGAAUACCGGCGGGUCAUUAUCUUUACAUGGAUCUAAGCCUGAAACUCCUGUCUACACUCAUGGAUCCAAACCUGAAAUUCCUCUUUAUAUUCAUGGCUCCAGACCUGAACUAUCUGUCUCUGAAUUUGAAUACGUCCGAUCACCUACUAGCGGGUCAUUACCUUUAUAUUCUGAAAUUGUCAAAGGCGCUGCUGCUGCCCGUAAGCAAGCUGCAGACGAGAAAGAAUUAGCAUCUAAAGACUGGGUUGAUAAAGUGAUGGUGAACAAACUAGAAAUGGCAAAUGGAAAAGAAUCCCCAGCUCAAGGACAUUGGGAUGCUGUCAACAGUAAGUUGCCCGAACUCUUCUACCAAAAAUCUAAUACGAAAAACCAUCCAGAACAAAAAUGUAAUGGAGUUGCUGGAACACGGUCUGAGAUGGGUACACCCGAUGAUUCAGAUAUAGACGCCGUAACUAGUGACUCUACCUCAGAACCAGAUUUGCUAUAUCAACAACAUAUCCCUAGAGUUUCCAGUGUACCAACUAGCCUUGGUUCCAAGUUGAGGAAACCUAGCCAAAUUCCUGGAAGGAUCCCAGAUCAUAGUCCAGUAAAUAAGAGUUCUUCAAUUCCAUCACUUGCGGCAUCACCGUCUCGUAAGAUGUCAAAUGGAGUCGGCCCACCUCUUCACAAGAACGGGCGACAGCCAGUCUCUACGGCAGGGAAGAAGAAAAGUAGUGGGUAUGGCAAGUAAAUACAUACUGGUUUAAAGAUGAUAAAAUAAGUCAUUUCCAGGUUUCAUUGUGGAUUUAGUAGAGAGAUAGGAGAGGAGGUUUUUUGUCUUCUAAACGAUUAACACAGCAAUACUCCAGUUGCUUGUACUAGUGUGGUGGUACGGUAUCUCCCGAAGAGAUAAGCUGGCCAAUCUUUUUGGUUUGAUUUGUGCAUAUGAUUAGAGGAGCUCGAAUUUUCUUUUUGUUGUUUAUUUUGUCAAUAUCGAACUUGUUGCAUAUGCAGAGAAGAGGAGAAGAAGAAACAGAAAUACUAAAACAGUUGAAAGGAGGAGGAGCGCAUAAAAAGAAAAAUUCUGCAGCUCUAUUGUAUGUCUGUCUGUGAUGUUGUUGUCUUUUUGUAGUUGUGCAUGUGCAUCUUUUUUCUUUUGCAACCGCAAUUUGAACUCAUGGCUUCAACAUGAUGUAAAGCUCAAGUUGGCUGAGUUGCUUACAGGUUUUAAGUUCGAAUUAUUAUUAUUUUGAGUGUAAACUGUAUUCAUACUGUGAACAUAAUCAAAUACCCAUUGUUUUCAAACAA
Molecule: messenger RNA, 4741 nt
Organism: Papaver somniferum (opium poppy)
Lineage: Eukaryota; Viridiplantae; Streptophyta; Magnoliopsida; Ranunculales; Papaveraceae
Product: kinesin-like protein KIN-14F
Exons: 15
Coding region: 807-4184 (1125 amino acids)
Biological process (GO): microtubule-based movement
Molecular function (GO): ATP binding; microtubule binding; microtubule motor activity
Source: RefSeq, a predicted model, not a curated record